CGCCCCCCCGCGCCCCGCUCCGCCCCGCGCCGCGCCCGCCGCGCCGCUCCAGCAUGCACGGAGGAUGCUCGCGUCUUGCUCAGGCAGGAAGGGGCCGGAGGGCAGGUACCCGCUGCACUACCUCGUCUGGCACAACCGCGCCCGCGACCUGGACCGGGAGCUCAGCGCCAAGCAGACUGACAUUGAGCAGCUGGACCCCCGAGGACGCACCCCACUGCACCUGGCCACCACGCUGGGCCACCUCGAGUGUGCCAGGGUGCUGCUGAAGCAUGGUGCUGACGUGGGCAAGGAGAACCGCAGCGGCUGGACGGUCCUACAGGAGGCUGUGAGCACACGGGACCUGGAGCUGGUGCAGUUGGUCCUGCGCUACCGUGACUACCAGAGAGCCAUCAAACGCCUGGCUGGGAUCCCCAUCCUGCUGGAGAAGCUGCGCAAGGCCCAGGACUUCUAUGUGGAGAUGAAGUGGGAAUUCACCAGCUGGGUGCCGCUGGUGUCCAAGAUCUGCCCCAGCGACACCUACAAGGUGUGGAAGAGCGGCCAGAACCUGCGGGUGGACACGACGCUGCUGGGCUUUGACCAUAUGACCUGGCAGCGGGGCAACCGCAGCUUCGUCUUUAGGGGGCAAGACACCAGCGCGGUGGUGAUGGAGAUCGACCACGACCGGCGGGUGGUGUACUCGGAGACGCUGGCCCUGGCCGGGCACGACCAGGAGGUGCUGCUGGCUGCUGUGCAGCCCACCGAGGAGCAGGUGAUGGGGCGGCUCACGGCCCCCGUCGUCACCACGCAGCUCGACACCAAGAACAUCGCCUUCGAGAGGAACAAGUCUGGCAUUCUGGGCUGGAGGAGUGAGAAGACUGAAAUGGUGAAUGGGUACGAGGCCAAGGUCUACGGCGCAUCCAAUGUGGAGCUGAUCACGCGGACACGGACCGAGCACCUCUCGGACCAGCACAAGGGCAAGAGCAAAGGCAGCAAGACCCCUCUGCAGUCCUUCCUGGGCAUCGCCGAGCAGCACGUGGGGCCCAACAACGGGACGCUGAUCACGCAGACACUGAGCCACGCCAACCCCACCGCCAUCACCCCGGAGGAGUACUUCAACCCCAACUUCGAGCUGGGCAACCGGGACAUGGGGCGGCCCAUGGAGCUCACCACCAAGACACAGAAGUUCAAGGCGAAGCUGUGGCUGUGUGAGGACCACCCGCUGUCCCUCUGCGAGCAGGUUGCCCCCAUCAUUGACCUCAUGGCAAUAAGCAACGCGCUCUUCGCCAAGCUCCGGGACUUCAUCACCCUGCGCCUCCCGCCCGGCUUCCCCGUCAAGAUCGAAAUCCCUAUCUUCCACAUCCUCAACGCCCGCAUCACCUUUGGGAACCUCAAUGGGUGCGACGAGCCCGUCAGCUCCCUGCGGCACAGCCCCAGCAGCGAGGCCCCUUCACCCAGCAGCGACUCUUCCAGUGUCAGCAGCUCCAGCUCCCUGACCUCAUGCCGCGUGUGUGAGAUGGACCCGGCCCUGUUCGAGGUGCCGCGGGGGUACAGCGUGGUGGGGACGCACCAGGACGCCCUGCGGGAGGAUGAGGAUGAUCUGCUGCAGUUCGCCAUCCAGCAGAGCCUGCUGGAGGCGGGCAGUGAGUAUGACCAGGUGACCAUUUGGGAGGCGCUAACCAACAGCAAGCCAGGCACCCACCCCAUGUCCCACGAGGGCCGCCGGGGAGACAGGUUGGACUCCCCAGCACACAGCAGCGCCCCGGCCCCCCGCUGCCCCAGCGCCGGGGGGGGGCCGGGGACCCAGCCCCCUGUUCCCCAGCUACGCGGAGCAGUUGCGCUUGGCCAUGGCGCUGUCGGCGCGGGAGCAGGAGGAGGCCGAGCGCCGGACGCGCCAGGAGGAGGAGGAUCUGCAGCGGAUCCUGCAGCUCUCGCUGACGGAGAAGUGACCCCGCAUCCCCACUGACCCCCCCCCCCCCCCACCUCCAUCCCUAUGGGGAUGGGGAUGCGGGCGGUGCCGUGCGUGGGGGCACAGAGGGGGAGCGGGGUGGGGGCAGGCAGCCCGAGCACUGCAAGCGGGGAGAGGGGGGGGGUGCAGGAUUUGGCCUUGGUGUGGGGGAGAUCAUCCCUAUAGGUGGGGUGAAGGGGGGGCACCCCACAGCAGGAUGGGGUGGGGAUG
Molecule: messenger RNA, 2155 nt
Organism: Pezoporus occidentalis (night parrot)
Lineage: Eukaryota; Metazoa; Chordata; Aves; Psittaciformes; Psittacidae
Gene: ANKRD13B
Product: ankyrin repeat domain 13B
Exons: 15
Coding region: 65-1942 (625 amino acids)
Cellular component (GO): cytoplasm
Molecular function (GO): protein binding
Source: RefSeq, a predicted model, not a curated record